Messenger RNA from Penicillium antarcticum, 1998 nucleotides. RefSeq names its product S53 family peptidase. Gene Ontology annotation, molecular function: tripeptidyl-peptidase activity; serine-type endopeptidase activity. The record is from RefSeq and is a predicted model, not a curated record. Gene Ontology annotation, biological process: proteolysis. The transcript has 8 exons. The coding region runs from base 1 to 1998 and encodes 665 amino acids. Lineage: Eukaryota; Fungi; Ascomycota; Eurotiomycetes; Eurotiales; Aspergillaceae.
AUGUUGGUGCGUCAAGUGUGUCUCGCCUUGGCGAUCGCUGCCCUUUCGGGUGCUGUUCCUGCGCCGAUGAAGCAUGUCUUGCAUGAGAAGCGUGGCCAGCAUGCCGACUGGGUGAAGGGCGAGCGCAUUAAGCGCGACUCUGUCUUGCCUGUGCGAAUUGGUCUGACUCAGAACAAUUUGGAUAAGGGUGAUGCUUUGCUUAUGGAGGUCUCCGACCCAACCUCUGCCAAGUAUGGAAAGUACUGGACUGCAGAGGAGGUGCAUGAUAUGUUUGCUCCCUCCAAGGAAGCUGUCGAGUCUGUCCGUAAGUGGCUCGAGGGCUCGGGUAUUCACGAGUCCCGGGUUGUACACUCGGACAAUAAGGGAUGGUUGGCUUUCGAUGCCCAUGCUCAUGAAGUGGAGAAGCUGUUCAUGGCGGAAUUCUAUGAGCAUGAGCACGCGGCUACUAGCAGUAUCAAGAUUGGCUGUGAUGAAUACCAUGUCCCAGACCACAUCCAAAAACACAUUGACUACAUUACCCCUGGAGUCAAGCUCAGCCCAAUUGUCAAGAAGAGCUCCAAGGUGAAGCGGAUGUCCCACUUGGCGCACUCAAAGGGCAGCAUGGAAGUCAGCGACGCUGAAAGAGCGGCAUCAAUCCCUGCCAAGGCAGCUGCUCUUCCAAAGAACCUCCAGACUUGCGGAUCUGAGAUGACCCCUGACUGUAUCAGGGCUCUGUACCAUAUUCCAGUGGCCAAGAAGGCAGCUAAGGGCAACUCGCUUGGUCUGUACGAGCAAGGUGACUACUUUGCCAAGUCUGACCUCGACCUGUUCUACAAGGAGUACUCUCCAAAUGUGCCUCAGGGUACCUAUCCAAUCCCUGCUCUGAUUGAUGGUGCGAACUACUCUGUGCCUGCAUCUAGCUCACUGAAUGGUGGCGAGUCUGAUAUUGAUAUCGACAUGGCUUAUGCUCUCAUCUACCCUCAGACCGUCACACUGUACCAGGUUGAUGACCAGCUCUACGAGCCAGAGGAGGUUGCAACCACCAACCUGUUCAACACCUUCCUCGAUGCCCUCGACGGCUCAUACUGCACAUAUAGCGCCUACGGCGAGACAGGCAACAACCCCGACAUCGACCCAAUCUACCCCAACCCCCGCCCCGGUGGUUAUAAAGGCCAACUCCAAUGUGGCGUCUACAAGCCCACAAACGUAAUCAGCGCCUCCUACGGCCAAGCAGAAGCCGACCUCCCAAUGGCCUACACAAAGCGCCAGUGCAACGAGUUCCUGAAGCUCGGUCUCCAAGGCCACUCGAUCCUCUUCGCAUCCGGCGACUACGGUGUGGCCUCGUUCCCAGGCGAUGGCUCCACCAACGGUUGUCUAGGCCCCGAGUCGAAGAUCUUCAACCCGCAAUACCCGUCCAACUGCCCAUACGUCACGUCUGUCGGUGGCACCAUGCUCUACGCCGAUCAAACCUACAAGGAUGAUGAGAGCGUCAUGCACGCCAACCUGGGCGGCACAGCCGCAAACUUCAGUAGCUCGGGUGGUUUCUCCAACUACUUCCCUCAGCCUGACUACCAGAAGGCUACUAUCGCGAAGUACUUUGAGAAGGCCAAGCUUGAGUAUCCCUAUUACUCGGAGAUGAAUGUUGAUCUGAACACGACCACAGGUCUUUACAACCGCAUUGGUCGUGCCUAUCCGGACGUUGCGGCCAAUGGUGCUCUGUUCCCUGCUUAUGCUGGUGGCACAAAGCAUCACUUCUAUGGUGCCAGUUUGUCUUCGCCGUUGUUCGCUUCUGUGCUGAGCUUGAUCAAUGAGGAGCGUAUCCACAAGGGCAAGGGUCCUGUUGGUUUCAUCAACCCUGUGCUUUACGCUCAUCCUCAUGUUCUCAAUGAUAUCACUAACGGUACCAAUGUUGGUUGUGGCUCAGAUGGCUUCAGUGCUAUCAAAGGAUGGGAUCCAGCUACUGGACUGGGUACACCUAAAUUCCCCGAAAUGAAGAAGCUGUUCCUUUCUCUGCCUUGA